Molecule: messenger RNA, 510 nt
Organism: Adineta ricciae
Lineage: Eukaryota; Metazoa; Rotifera; Eurotatoria; Adinetida; Adinetidae
Source: the annotation of a GenBank genome assembly
AUGGUCUCCAAAUCGAAUAUUUUACUUUUAAUCGCCGUCUUUUCAUUUCAACAAUUCGUUUUCAUAAAAUCAGAAACGGAUGUCAAAGUUGUACCAAAUGAAAUUUUGACGGUAGAAGAAGAAAAACAAAUUAUCAAUGAUUUUCAAGAUCGCUGUGCAAGUACAAAGUGUCGUGACGGUGAAACAUGCGUAUUGAAUAAAGACGGUGAUGCUGAAUGUGCCUGUGUUGCCCAAUGUGAAGAUCCGAAAGAUGAACGUUUAAUGGUUUGUACAAAAGCUAAUCAUACAUAUACAUCGGAUUGUGAAUUCUUUCAAAUGCAAUGUUGGUGUCGUAAAGAUGAUGAAAGAUGCACGCGAAAGGAAGCUGUCGCCGACUCAAUUGAUUAUUUUGGACGAUGUCAAAAUUUGGGAGUUUGUACAGNUGCUAUAAUGAUAAUACUUCUCGCGAUGUCUCACUGUCAUCACCCCGUUUUCCGUUCAUUCAUACGUGCAUUCAUUCAUUUGAUCUAA